AUGAUUCAUCAACCCAUAGCGGCUGCUCCUAAAUCAUCACCUUCAACUACUUCACAUCCUUCAAACCUUUCAAGUGUUAGGGAUGUACCAAUUUGUCUAACUCCUACGCAUUCAGAUUUACAUCCUCAAAAUAACACAAACAAAACCCCCACUAAUAGCAAUAAUAAUGCUAACCCCGGUGAUUCUCGGUUUACGCCCCUGCUUUUAGCAAGCCCUUCCUCAACUUCUGCUACACUUGCUAAACCUUCUCAACAGCCACCUUUGACUUACAAACAAUUGGCAUCUUCAUCUUCUUUGGCUUCUGUCCUGUCUCUGACAACCAUCACAAAGAAUUCUCCUUCAAGUUCAAAUACAAUUUUAUCACCCCCAUUAUCUCCAUAUCACAGGUCUGGUUCAGAUGUUGAAGAAUUGAAAUUAUCACCUUAUGAUGUCCCCUAUCAACCUCCUACUGAAGAAAAACAAACAGUUUCCCCUUUACCAUCCUUCCUUAAUACCUUGGAUCCUUUUCCAGUGGAAGACUUUUCCAAUUAUAGGUUAACUAUCAGUCCAUGGGGUUCUUCUAAAUCUAUUUCUGGAACCUACAAAUCAAAACACUUGAACUUUUUAGAUCAAUACGGUUCUCUCGGAGGCCAACAAAUUGCUGCUACUUCCUCACUACUGACGACUACCACAAACUUGCCUCUUAGAUACUUGGACCGUAAGUACAAGAGAAGAUGGAAUAACAAUUCGGACCUGGAAUCUGAUUAUGCUAGUGAUAGACCUAGAACCAGAAGAGUUGUGAAGGAGCUGUCACUUCCUGUUUCUGAUUUGGAUACUCCUAGACCUGUUUCUGUUCAAUCUCAUUCUGUAAUUAGUCCUAAAGUUUCAGGUGGUGGUGAUUUUGCCACUCCUCCUCCUGCUAAAAAGAGAAGAGCUCCAGUCCGUGAUUAUUCACCAAUUACUAUCCAACAACAACUUUUAAUUGAUGAAUCUAUUCCAGAUUACUCUCCUUCAACAGACACCCUUCCUAAUAAUACCAAAUGUCUUAAGGUUGAAUGGAAAGGACAACCAAUGGAUUUACGUUCAGAUCCUAAUUUGUCCAAACUUCACCCUGCAGAGGUGGUUUUGGCUUCAACCUUGAGGUUACCUUGUAAUGUUUAUUUGGAUCUGAAACGUCGUUUAUUCUUUGAGAAGGUGGAAAGGUUGAGACAUGGGAAACAAUUUAGAAGAACUGAUGCUCAGAAAGCUUGUCGUAUUGAUGUUAAUAAAGCUCUGAGAUUGUUUGCAGUUUUUGAGAAAGUGGGAUGGUUAAAUGACGACUUGUUUGUCAAAUAUCUUUAA
Lizanozyma spartinae is the source of this 1320-nucleotide messenger RNA. RefSeq lists its product as uncharacterized. Gene Ontology annotation, molecular function: transcription coactivator activity; protein binding; chromatin binding. Gene Ontology annotation, cellular component: SAGA-type complex; nucleus. NCBI's taxonomy places the organism in Eukaryota, Fungi, Ascomycota, Pichiomycetes, Serinales, Debaryomycetaceae. Gene Ontology annotation, biological process: regulation of transcription by RNA polymerase II; chromatin remodeling. Bases 1 to 1320 code for a protein of 439 amino acids. The transcript has a single exon. The record is from RefSeq and is a predicted model, not a curated record.